Molecule: messenger RNA, 1311 nt
Organism: Cebus imitator (Panamanian white-faced capuchin)
Lineage: Eukaryota; Metazoa; Chordata; Mammalia; Primates; Cebidae
Gene: CUNH11orf96
Product: chromosome unknown C11orf96 homolog
Exons: 1
Coding region: 324-692 (122 amino acids)
Source: RefSeq, a predicted model, not a curated record
AGCCGCGGGCUAUAUAAGCAGCGAGUCGGGCCGCCGCGGGGCAGACGGCGACAGCAGCGGCGGCGAGCGCUUCGGAGCGCGGCGGAACAGCGCGCCGCAACAGCGCGCCGCGAGCCCCGCGCCCCCCGACGGGCCCGCCUGCCCGUCAGCCGUCCCGAGCAGCGCCGGCCCGGGCCCGCGAGGGCCGCCGCCACCCCGCAGCAGAUUUGGAUCCCCCGCCCGGCGAGCCCCCGGCUGCUGCCUCCCGGGGGGCCCCGGCGCAGCGGCCGCCCCCCGAGAGCCCCGGCGCCCCGCAGCCCGGCCCCGCAGACGCCGGAGGCGCCAUGGCCUCCAAGCCCGGCGAGCUGAUGGGCAUCUGCUCCAGCUACCAGGCGGUGAUGCCGCACUUCGUGUGCCUGGCCGACGAGUUCCCGCAGCCCGUGCGGCCCGCCAAGCUGUCUAAAGGCCGGGGCCGGCUGCGGCGGCCGCGCCAGUCUCGCUUCAAGACGCAGCCAGUGACCUUCGACGAGAUCCAGGAGGUGGAGGAGGAGGGGGUGUCCCCCAUGGAGGAGGAGAAGGCCAAGAAGUCGUUCCUGCAGAGCCUGGAGUGCCUGCGCCGCAGCACGCAGAGCCUGUCGCUGCAGCGGGAGCAGCUCAGCAGCUGCAAACUGAGGAACAGCCUGGACUCCAGCGACUCUGACUCGGCCCUGUGAAGGGUGCCGCCUGCAGGGGGAAAGCGCGCGUCCGCCGUCCGCGCGGGGACCGACGUGCGAAUCCCGAGAGGGCCCGCAUCCUGCCCUCGGGGGACCCCCAAGGACCGGGGACUGCCGCCCCUUGCGCGCUCGGACUUCCGCCCCGCUGCGAACUGGUCGGUGCGCCCCUAGCCGCGCUCGCCCUUGCCCGGGGGCGCCGGGAGCGGGGCCGCUUUCCUUGCCCUUGUAAAUGUUUAUUUUUUAACUCUUCCCAGUGCGAACUCUGCUGUGAGUGUGUGCGGGAAGGCGCGCCCGCGCUGAGUCGGCCGCGGGUUGCCCGAGUCGCCGCUCCACGCCCUUGUCCGAAGGUUUGCAACUCCGAUUUUGCACACCGCUCCACCCUGCCCCCCAGCGCACACGCGUUCACACUCACGCCAACACUCUCGCUGAACACUUUUAUAAUGUUAGGUGCGGCCGUUGGGACUUGGGGCGCAGCGCAGCUGCUGCUGCUGCGGCCGGAGGAUUGAUAUUUAUUUUUGCAUUGCGAUGGCUGAAGGCGUUUAUUUAACGAUCUUUUUACCUGGAUAUGUCUGUGAGGCUCCUGAACGGAGACAAAUAAAGUCAAUAUAUUUGCACAGUG